Messenger RNA from Spinacia oleracea (spinach), 558 nucleotides. RefSeq lists its product as uncharacterized. The coding region runs from base 1 to 558 and encodes 185 amino acids. NCBI's taxonomy places the organism in Eukaryota, Viridiplantae, Streptophyta, Magnoliopsida, Caryophyllales, Amaranthaceae. The record is from RefSeq and is a predicted model, not a curated record. The transcript has a single exon.
AUGCCUAAAUAUUCUGUGAAAUUGGUGUAUAAUAAGCUCAUUGAUUCCAAGCCCAUGGUUCACUGGGACAAGAUGGUCUGGAAUAGACUUACUGUGCCAAAACAUAGGUUCAUCUCUUGGUUGGCAAUUCAGCACAGAUUGCAAACAACAGCAAAAAUGGCAAGAAUUGGAGUUAGCUCAACUUCAGAUUGUCUUCUCUGUGGUCAAGCCCCUGAAGAUCAUGAACACUUGUUCUUCAAGUGUCCUUACAGUAGCAGAUGUCUCACUGAUUUGAAGAGUUGGUUGGGGAUUCAAAGCUCCCUUACUACCUUACAGAGAGGAGUUAGACAACUGUCUAACAGCAACAGUUCCAAAUUUAGGAAAAGUGUUAUGUAUGCUAGCAUGGUUGCUUUGAUCUACCUGAUCUGGAGGAGUAGAAAUAGUAGUUUCUGGGAUAAAGCUUUCCCUACUGUUUUGAAUGUAAUGACUCUUUUAAAGCAUACAGUUAAGAGUAGAGUGAUGGCUGUAAUGCCAAAGAAUGUAAGUAGGAAGGAUAGUUUGUGGUUUCAGAAUCUCUGA